GGAUGGAGCGGCGGGGCCCGGCGCUGGCGGCGCUGGGCGCGCUGGGCCGGCGGCUGCUCUGGGCUCUGCCCGCCUACGCCGCGGGGCUGCUGGGGCUGGGCGCCGGCGCCCUGCUGCUGGCCUUGGCUCUGUACACCGGCUGGCGGCGGCGGCGGCGGGACCGGGAGCGCGGCUUGCGCCUGGCCGCUCGCCUGCACAGCGAGGAAGAAGCCGCCGUGCGAGGAGCCGCCGCCGCCUCGGGGGUGGGAGCGGCCCGCGGGGAGCUGCCGGCAUGGGUGAGCUUCCCGGACGUGGAGAGGGCGGAAUGGCUCAACAAGGUGCUGGCUCAGGCUUGGCCCUUCUUCGGGCGCUACAUGGAGAAGCUGCUGCAGGAGAACAUCGCCCCGGCCAUCCGGGCCUCCAACGCCCACCUCCAGACCUUCACCUUCACCAAAGUGGACAUGGGUGAGAAGCCUCUCCGGGUCUUGGGGGUCAGGGCUCACCCUGGUGCCCACAACAAGCAAAUCCUGUUGGACCUCAACAUCAGUUACGUGGGUGACGUCCAGAUCGACGUGGAGGUGAAGAAGUUCUUCUGCAAGGCCGGGGUGAAGGGCAUGCAGCUGCACGGGAUGCUGCGGAUCAUCCUGGAGCCGCUGCUCGGGGACGUGCCCAUCGUGGGAGCCCUCACCAUGUUCUUCAUCCGCCGCCCGACUCUGGACAUCAACUGGACGGGGAUGACCAACCUCCUGGACAUCCCAGGGCUCAGCUCCAUGUCAGACACGAUGAUCAUGGACACCAUCUCCUCCUACCUGGUGCUUCCCAACCGCCUCCUGAUCCCGCUGGUGCCCGACCUGCAGGAGGCGGCUCAGCUCCGCUGCCCUCUGCCCCGGCAAGGCUUUGGAGCCAUCCUGCUGGAGGAACUGGUUGGGAUGGAGCUGCUGGGAGCUCAGACCCCCCAAGCCCCCUCCUCAAAUCCUCCUCCCCACAACCGCUCAGACAGACCCCAAUGCCCCCCAAGCCCCCUCCUCAAAUCCUCUCUCCCCCUCCUCAACCGGCUCAGCCAGACCCCCAACGCUCUCCUCGACCCCUUCUCGACCCACCCCAGGGGCUCCACGACCCCGGGAAGGGCGCUGGGACCACGGGAAGAAGCAGCUCACCGAGACCCCCACCCCUCCUGA
Molecule: messenger RNA, 1157 nt
Organism: Colius striatus (speckled mousebird)
Lineage: Eukaryota; Metazoa; Chordata; Aves; Coliiformes; Coliidae
Gene: ESYT1
Product: extended synaptotagmin 1
Exons: 10
Coding region: 3-1157 (384 amino acids)
Molecular function (GO): lipid binding
Source: RefSeq, a predicted model, not a curated record